Messenger RNA from Spirodela intermedia, 3843 nucleotides. NCBI's taxonomy places the organism in Eukaryota, Viridiplantae, Streptophyta, Magnoliopsida, Alismatales, Araceae. The record is from the annotation of a GenBank genome assembly.
AUGGCUUCUGCGUCGCCGAAAACUCUGCUCGAUUUCCUGCAGCCUACGAAGCGCUUGAAGACUGCGGCUUCUGCGGGUGAUCUGAUGUCGAAGUCCUCCGUUUCCUCCCUCUGCAUGGUCUCAACUAACGGCGUUGACGCGAGCGGGCUACAGAUCGAGUCCCCGUCCGAUCUGAGCCCCGAGCAGAAGAAGAGGAUCGAGAUUAAUAAGUUCCUCGCGAGGUCGAGGAGAAACCUAAGGAUCUGUGCCGAGAGGAUCGAGAAAUCCAAAGGUACGUAUAUAGGUGGUUGUUGGUUUUCAGCCCAUGGCUUUCAGUAUCUCGGCAGGAUGUCUUCUGAUGCUAGUGCCCGUUGGCUGUGUGAGUCAGAGGGGGGUAUGAGGUACGUCAAGUUGGAGGAGCUUUUGGUGGAGGAAACCUGGACGGAUGCGCUUCCCGGGGAAUUCCAGAAGCCUUAUGCCAAGAAUCUGUGUAGGUUUCUCGAGAAGGAGUUGCAAGGAACGGUUCCUAUCUAUCCCCCUCAGCACCUUAUAUUUAAUGCUCUGAACUCGACAGCAUUUGAUCGAGUGAAGGCAGUAAUCAUUGGGCAGGUAUGCGCUCAUCCGUUUACCUGAUUCACCACACCCUCUUAAGAUUCAUUGCAAAGGUUUCUUCCCUGAGACGUACUCAGGCCACAUUUGUCUGCAUCUUUCUUUCGAGACUUGAAACGCGCCUGUGGAGCUUUUUUUUUUUUGGCAUUUUUUAUUUAUUUAUUCUCACAAUCGAUGUUAUCAUUUUCCAUCAAAUUUCCGUUUGAAAAGAUCUCUUUUUUAGUUAUUUUUCGAGAUGAAAACAAUUUCAUUUAAUAAUUUCCCAUUGAAAUGGCUGUCGGUGUAAACUCCGUGCUCUUCUUAUUUUCUGUGUGAAUAGCGUGCCGGGUGAUGUUAAUGCGAACCUUUUCUCCCCGUUAUUACCCGGCGUUAGCCAAUUUUCUGAAAAUUGGUUUAGAAAAUUUUAGCAUCUCAACCUGGGCCUGUUUUCUGUAUCCCAGUUAACUUGGGUGUCUAAUCCACUAUCAUGGCAACUUUAGGCGAGGUAGUUUCUUGCAUCAACACGGCAGGCCAUCAGAUGGAGAUCCACCUUGCUGAUUAUCUUGUUCUCAUCUUUGCUGCCACGCACGGGCACAAUCAACUGUAUAACAUUCCUACGAUUUGGUCUAACUUGGAAGAUGACAAUGGUUCGCAUAGAAUUACAUUAUCUCAUUCGUACAUAAACCUGAUACAUUUUGAGGAAUUUUAAUAUCGACCUUGACAAGCUAAGACUUAACUCAUCUUUGUUGUAAUGACCAACGUUUUAUUGCCAGUUCUCUACGUGGUAGAUGGGAAAAGGAUGCAAAAAGACUCCGACUUGUGAAACGAAGGGUGUUCUCAAUUCUCCAAGUUGAGGGAAUGGCUGCAUUAUAUGGAUAUCUUUUUACCUUAAAAUGCAUUCCGAGGCUUAUGCAGUAAACUAAGGGGCACGUUCCAGAGUCGUUUGAAUGAAAUGUUGUUCAUAAGUUUUAGGUUGGAAUUCUCCCUGAAUAAUCAGUUCUCUCCAUCAUGUAGGCCUGAAAAUGCUCGAAUUUACCGAUUAUCUGGGUGGUUUCUGCAGUAUAUAAUUCCAUAUGAACGAGAUGUAUGUAUUUUCUCCCCUAUGUUUGCGUCGAUGCCUUCUGCAUUUUCUGUUGAAUAUCCCGAAGUCAUAUUUUGCCUCUUCUGUUCUUCUGACUUUUGCCUGCUUUGUUGUGGUACAAUGAUGAGAAAAAUGUACGGGUCUAUUUUCUCCAUUUCCAUGUGAUAGUUGAAGGAGCUGAACAUCACGGUGUGCCCUGUUCUCAGGAUCCUUACCAUGGGCCAGGCCAGGCAAUGGGUCUUGCUUUCUCAGUGCCAGAAGGAAUAAAGGUCCCUUCCAGUCUGGUGAACAUAUUUAAGGAGCUUAAACAAGAUCUUGGUUGUUCCAUCCCCGCGCAUGGGAACCUGGAACGAUGGGCCGUACAGGUGGGCAAAGUUUAACAGCAUGUAGUAAUCUUAUUGGUCGCAUUAUCUCCUAUCUUGGCAUCCAUUGGGGUUCUUACACUGUCAUUCUCCCAAUCGUCGUAUUUUCAAGGAGAUCAACGCACAAAAGGCAUGAUUAUUUUUUUUGUGCUUUUCUUUCCGCAUCUCCUAUCUAUCUGAUUUUUAUGAUAUUCACAGAGGAGCUUUGUUUACUCUCUCAUCCGAUUCUAGCUGGAUUUCGAUAAGUGUGGACGUUUUUCUGGAAGCUGUGCUUCGUAGUGAGCACUGUGAGUCAAUUAACCAGGGCAGUUGCUUCUUGAAGAACACAUUUUCCUGUUGCAGAGGAAGAUUUUACCCGAUAAAAAUUCAUUAUUCACUAUGUUCACAUGACACAAUUAGUAUGUGAUUACCUUGGAACUUGGGUAAAUUCAUGAUGAAAAAAAGGUGAUAUUUCGUACUGCAGCUCAUCUGAUUUGGCAUGUUCUUGAUGAAAAAUUUCGCAGUCUUAUUUGAAUGUGAAUGAAUGAUUUGCGAGAGUUUGAAUAAGAGAGAGAGAGAGAGAGAGAGAGAGAGAGAGAGUAUUGUAAUGGUGGUGCGCUGUAUUCUUUGUUGCAGUUCCUCUGUCUUACUCUCGCAGUGUUGCCUUUUUUUUUUUCUCUUGUGAUUUAGUCUCAUGUGAAUAACGGAGGGUUAGUAUGAUUUUUUUUGUAGUAUGCAGAUGGUAAGAUAUGUUUUCGCGAGCAUAAUCUCUUAAUAAUUGUGAGUGCCAAGGUUCAUCCUCAGGAAGAGGCAUCUCACACUUUCCAUCUCUCUGUAGGGAGUUCUUCUGCUCAACACCGUUCUGACUGGUAACUUCGGCUCCCUCCCUUGGAGAGGCGUUUCUGUUCAGUCUUUUCGAGUUUUGCCCCGCCGUGGUAGAACCGGUGACGUGACUGUGAUGAUGCAAUCCCAGUGAGGAAUCAUCAGGCAAACUCCCACGCGAGGAAAGGCUGGGAGCAACUCACUGACGCUGUCAUCAGCACGAUCUCGCAGAAGAAGUCGGGAAUCGUGUUCCUUCUAUGGGGAAACUCUGCUCAAGAGAAGACGAGGUAUUUUAUUUCAUCCACGUUCCCUCAUUUUCUGCCCGCAUUUAUUUAUUCUAAAACUGCUCGUCCUUUGUUGCUUGCGAUUUGUAUGUGAUCUGUAUGGUGCUAACCACCCACGCGAUCGUCGUGUGUACUCUGAUAUCUUAACCCCAGAUAGAGAGAGAGAGAGAGAGAGAGAGAGGUGUGCCAUCAAACUGACCUCUCUCUCUCUCUCUCUCUCUAUAUAUAUAUAUAUAUAUAUAUAUAUGUCUCUCUCUCUCUCUAUAUAUAUAUAUAUAUCUUUCCCUCUCUCUCUCUCUCUAUAUAUAUCUUUCUCUCUCUCUCUCUCUUUCCCUCUCUCUCCUAUAUAUAUUUCUUUCUCUCUCUCACUCUCUCUCUUCAGUCAUGCGGAACCCAAGGCCAAGUUAACCCAGUUAAUCCAAACCGUUCGUCAAAAACCGGGGCCUAAGCGACUCUCCGAUUAUUAACAUUACGAUUCUUUCUUCCAAAGAAAUCGGCUGACGGGUGCUGUUAUUAAUAGGCUGAUCGACGGGGCGAAGCACCACAUAUUGAAAGCGGCUCAUCCGUCGGGGCUAUCCGCCAACAGAGGCUUCUUCGGGUGCAGGUUAGCCCCUUCGCCACUCUCUCUUCUGCCGCCGUUUCUUCUCCCCGAAAUUACGAAUCUCCUGUGCACGCGCGCAGGCACUUUUCCAAGACCAAUGCGAUCCUGGACGGACUGGGACUCGCCCCAAUUGAUUGGCAGCUGUGA